Molecule: messenger RNA, 1941 nt
Organism: Drosophila albomicans
Lineage: Eukaryota; Metazoa; Arthropoda; Insecta; Diptera; Drosophilidae
Product: protein ST7 homolog
Exons: 2
Coding region: 325-1914 (529 amino acids)
Source: RefSeq, a predicted model, not a curated record
CCCCUACCCAUACACCACUCUGAUGAAUACUUCAUGGAAAAAAAAGUCUCAUCUGCAGCAGCAGCAGCAGCAGGACUAACGCUGAUAAGAGGGGAAUUUGUUUAUUUUAUUCAACAUAAAAGUUUAUGUAAAUUUGGCUGGUCGUGAGCGUAAAACAAAAUAGUUGUGAAAGCGCGCUGUAAGCAAACAAUUUUAGCAUUGGUGGCGGUAACGAAAACAACAACAAACAAAUAGCAAACAACAAAAAUCCAGCAAAAUUUUGGCAGCCAAAGUGGUGGCAGCGACUGCGACGGCGACGACGACUGCGACCGCGACAGCGACAGGAUGUGGGACUCGUCAAUGUUUCUGAGCACACUGACGCCAAAGUUUUACGUAGCGCUCACAGGCACCUCGAGCUUAAUCUCGGGUCUCAUCUUGAUAUUCGAAUGGUGGUAUUUUCGCAAAUAUGGCACAUCAUUUAUAGAACAAGUAUCGAUCAAUCACAUUAGUCCCUGGAUUAAUGGCAACGAUGCUCAGUCGGAUAAUGGCAGCGGCAGUAGCAGCAGCAGCGGCUCCUCCAGCAGCAGCAAUGGAGGUGGAGGUGGUGCCAAUGGCGGUGGCAACAAUGCCAAUUCAGGCAACAGCAGCGGCACACCCGAAUGCAAAGUGUGGCGCAAUCCACUCAACUUAUUUCGCGGUGCCGAAUAUCAACGCUUCUUUUGGGCCACCAGCAAGGAGCCAUUGACGUACUACGAUAUGAAUCUGAGUGCCCAGGAUCAUCAGACGUUCUUCACGUGCGAGGGCGAUGCCCGCAAGGAGGAAUACGAAAUCAUGCAGACGGCGUGGCGUGAACGCAAUCCAAUGCAACGCAUCAAAUCCGCACAUAAUGCGCUGGAGAUCAAUGCGGAAUGUGCACCCGCUUACAUACUGCUGGCCGAGGAGGAAGCGAUGACCAUACUCGAGGCGGAGAAGAUACUGAAGACGGCCCUCAAGGUGGCCGAGCUCAAUUAUCGGAAAUCGCAGGCGACGCAACAUCAAGGCGCCAUCGCUGAUGGCGUUCACAGGCGCGACACGAACGUGUUGAUCUAUAUCAAGCGACGGUUGGCGAUGUGCGCCAGGAAACUCGGCAAAUUGAAGGAGGCCGCGAAGAUGUUUCGUGAUCUGACCAAAGAGAUACCGUCGAUCAUGAGUGUGCUGAACAUACACGAGAAUCUCAUUGAGACACUCCUCGAGAUGCAGGCGUAUGCCGAUUGCCAUGCCAUACUGGCCAAAUACGAUGACAUCUCGCUGCCCAAAUCGGCGACAAUUUGCUACACAGCGGCGCUGCUCAAGGCACGGGCUGUGGCCGAUAAAUUCUCACCGGACAUUGCCUCGAAACGUGGUCUAAGUCCGGCCGAAAUGAGCGCUGUGGAGGCCAUACAUCGGGCGGUGGAAUUCAAUCCGCAUGUGCCGAAAUAUUUGCUGGAAACAAAGCCGCUCAUUUUGCCGCCGGAGCAUAUAUUGAAACGCGGCGAUUCCGAGGCAUUGGCGUAUGCGUUCUUCCAUCUGAAGCACUGGAAACAGGUGGAGGGCGCAUUGAAUUUGCUCCACUGCACCUGGGAGGGCACAUUUCGUAUGCUGCCGUAUCCAUUGGAGCGCGGACAUCUCUUCUAUCCAUAUCCGACGUGCACAGAGUGCGCCGAUCGUGAACUGUUGCCGGCCUUCCAUGAGGUCUCGGUCUAUCCGAAAAAGGAGUUGCCAUUCUUUAUACUCUUCACGGCGGGCUUGUGCUCGUUUACCGCAUUGCUGGCGCUGCUAACGCAUCAGUAUCCGGAGCCGAUGGGUCUGCUGGCACAGACGGUACUUACAUGGAUCCUCUAUCCCAUACAGCUGCUCAAGGAGCGCAUCGAGGCAUUCUGGCCGUGCAAUCUGCUCCAGCAAUUGUCGCGAGUCUAAAACAACAAAAAAAAAACAAAUUACAAA